Molecule: messenger RNA, 6313 nt
Organism: Porites evermanni
Lineage: Eukaryota; Metazoa; Cnidaria; Anthozoa; Scleractinia; Poritidae
Source: the annotation of a GenBank genome assembly
AUGGCGGAAGCUCAAGCAAAUCUAUCCCCUGGUGGAUACGACGAGGAGUUUGUUAACGAAGUGGAAGACGAUUUGCAAUGUGCAAUCUGCCAGUUAGCAUUGAAGGAUCCAAUGCUAACGAAGUGUGGUCACAGAUUUUGCAGACAGUGUCUCGACGAGCACUUUAAGAGGUAUUAAGUGUUGUGAUUUAUUCGAACUGGAAUGUCUGUUUAUGCGAAUGGUAAAUGCCCUAUUCCAAAUGUACAACUGCAAUAUAAAAUAUCUUUACAAUUACAGAACCCAGUCAAAGGACUCAAAGGAAUGGUUCACGAAUAAAGGGGCUGUAAUUUGGGGUCUGUCCUCAAUAACCUUUAAAACAAGACAAGACAUGUCUGAGUAUGAGAGUAUUAGAUACAAAUGAGUAUUAUAUAAGUUAUAGAUGCAGGUCCUUUUGAAAGGAAGAAAUAGUUGUCUAAGUUUUUGAACGUGUUUAUUGUGGGCCAAGAAAAGCUGUAUCUGUCCUCCGGGGUUUCAUAUCGUAGGGAAAAACUGGUAGUGAAUGUGGUGAUGUGUGAAAUCUUCGGGAACAAAACGCAGUAACCGUUCAAGUACAUUUGGACGAACAGAUUCACGUCAUUAAUGGAAAAGCACGAAUAAUUAAAUAAACGUAACUGCUUUUGGUUCAAACAUGAAUAUCUCAAAAGGCUUGUGACAAUCCAAUCUUGUCUAAACGAGUAUUCCAUGCACUGAAUUAGCAGGCAACCUGAACACUCUGUGAACAUGGAAAGGCGACAGAUUCUUAGACUUCUUACACGAGACAACUUGCGCUCUUUUGCAUCGCUUGUGGAGGUUUUAAAUGCAAGGUUGUCUCGAACAUUCCUAUCGAUACAAACAUUUUGUUUUAAACAUGCCUUAUAUCGCAGGUUCUAGUAUCGUUAUCCACUUUGCGCUAGCGAUUCAAUCGUAUUUGCCAUUUGUUACGCCGUGUUACGCUGCAUACCAAAUGCAAAACACCAAUGACCGCCGGGCUAGCUUUUCCUGUCAGACAUUCUAAGCAUAGCGUCUGUUUGCUUCUUUGUUUGUUUUGUUGGUUGGUUUUUUUGUUUUAAUUAACAUUAACACUUAUCUCAAGCUCUGACGUUUAGCAGUGUGGAAUUUAAAUGCCACAAGCGGAAAGCCAUGUUCAAGGGCUGCAUAAUUUUCUGACUUUUGAUCUAACCCGCGGGGUACUCCCUUAUGCAAGCCAUAACGGUGUGUGCCGCCCCAAAGGGUAGGGUUUUUGCGCCGUUUUGCUCUGAAAAACGGUUAAAAACUUUGCCCAUUUUGGUCUGGAUCGGGUAUUGUUUUCGAGGGAACUACCGGAAUCUAUGAACAUAUUUAUCGUUUCAAUUCCAAAUGAUUAAGAAAGAAAGAGAAAUAUGCGAAUUCCUAUUUUCUUGCUGUUCUUAUCUAAGUAAUGAUCACAUAAUUUCUAUGGUUUUUAGAGGCCAGGUCUGAAAACGGGUGUGAAAAAUGACAUUUUUUGGUCUGCAAUAGGGUCAGGAUUUGGAGAACCGGGCGGCACAUACCCACCAAGAAUUCCCAGGAGUACCCCCGGGUGAACUAAAAACUGAUUUCGCUGAAUAUGAAAUACGGGACGUGGAGGUGGGGUACCCCAGAUAGGUGAGGUAACAUGUUGUGGGUGACCCCACCUAACAUGUAAACGUGAUCAAAUUAAAAUGAGAGAUUAUAUGGACAAACGGGUUACCCCACCUAAGCGAAUUACCUCACCUACCAGGGGUCCCCCACCUCCAUGUAAACAGGCCUUUGCAGAUUGGCGCAAAAUUAAUUUAUAGCAAUAAGGGCAGAUAUGAAACCUUCUCCGAAUUCAGGAUUCACUUUUUCCUACAUAACAUCAUUAAAAUGUUGUAUCAUAUUACAUUAAUUUAUUUCUGCUCGUUUCUGAAAAUUUUUUCUCUAUUUUUUAAACAGUCAGCAAAGUGCUGGUGACCAGGUAACUUGCCCAGUUGAUCGAGGCAUUCUCAUACAAAACAGAGUAAGUGAAUUCAGGUUUUGUUGGCUUUAUGGGUUAAAGGAUCGUUAAGUUGAGUUCUAAGACAUUAUAGAUCAGACUUAAGAAUUUUAAGGUGUCAUUUCCCUUUUAAUUUCCCUUAUUCUGUCUUGUCUGCGGCUUUCUUUCAGUGGACAGUGUCAAACGCUUCUGCUGAGACGGGUUGCUCAUAAAGGGAGAAAAGACAUGGUACCGUUAGAUGAAAUAUAAUGCUAAAAUUGGUUGGGUUUGUUUGAUUAUAAUCAUAGUCGUGAUUGAUCAUUCUUUAGGACCUUUUCCCAGAUAAAGCAACAGAACGGAAGAUUCUUUCAUUUUUUGUCCAUUGCCCAAGUGAAGGAUGUCAGUGGACUGGCGAACUUAGGUCCAAAGAUGUAAGUAAGAUUUUGAUUUCAAUUUGCAUUACGCCAAAGGAAAUAAACGCAGUGAGAAAAAAAAGUGAUACAAUGCAACGGAAAGAUAGCAUGGGGCUGUUUAGUCAGUCAAAAGUUUAUGAUUUUGUUAGGAGGAAACUGUAUUAAAUGAAAAUAGCAGAUUGCAUUAUCUCAUAAGCCAGGCUUUUGAUAAUCCUUUUGUUCAAAAAUUGAUGCAUGAAGAGUUUUAUUGGACCUCUUUCUACCUUUUAAAGGUUCAUCUGGAAUCGUGCCCUCAUAAGGUUGUUUCCUGCACAAAUGAAAACUGUAACAAGACAAUGACCAGGAAUAAUUUACAAGCACACGUGACUACAACGUGCCCAUGGAGAAUUCUUCAAUGUUGUCACUGUAGCGAAUUAUAUCCGGCACGCAAAGCUAAGGUAAACGUUUUUUUGUACGAUUAUUUAAAUAAAUUAUUACAAAAUCAUUCGAAGUGGAUCAUGUCAGAAAACACUUUGUACUGUGUUAUCUACCUUCCACUAUGAUGGAAAACGCCCCAGUUAACAUGAAGGGAAGUAUCCGCACCAACUAUGUCUGAGAUGUUGUUGAAGUUGUUGGGUAUACUGCUGGCCCCUUCAGCACAACCCUUCUCUGAGUCUGCUCUCAACGUACCUUUAACUUCCGCUGAUAAGGGGUUUUAGGAGGGCGUAUAAACGGGGGCUUAUAUCCGGAUGGGCUUAUAACAGGACUAAAAAGGAGCGUUUUUAAACAAGCUACAUAGCGGCGCUAAUCGAAAUACUUUUUUGCAGUUACUCGCUUUUUUAAGCUUCAAAACGUUGUAAAAAAUCUAGUACAUUUCCAUUCAAGUAAAGGGGGGCGGGGGGUGGAGGGGCUUAUAAUCGGAUGUCGUAUGUUUUUGUUUACAAGUAGAUGAGCCUAACAGGGCGGCUUAUUAGAGGGGGACGCCUAUGAGUGGAAGCUCACACAUAAAUGAAUGAAUAAUAAUGUCAGCUGUCUCACAGCGCUCUUGAGAAAGCUGUUUAAGGUGGCUCGACUGGCCAAUUUUGUUGAUAGCAUGGUUAUUCACUGUUGUUAUGACCCUUAAAACUUCGUUCCAAAAUAUUUUCAAAACGCUAGAAAUUGUUCACACUUUGCCAUAAUCGAGUCUGUGAAGGGAGGCACGAGCUCCCUUAAGCGAUUUCCAAAAAAAGAUCCUGGUUCCGAGAAAUACAAAGGCAAGUUAAAAACGUAAUGGCGCCAUUACGUUGUUAUGGUAAUUGCGAUGUCAGUUAAACAUAAAUCAUAACAAUUUUUCAUCUUUACGCAAUACAGCGGUGGUAACUUUUUUCCCGAUAUUUUUGUUAAUGAUGACGUAGUAAAUGCUCAAAAUCCCUAAAAAAUUUAUUCGAGCCACCUUAAGUUACAAAAGAUAAAUUUGAUAGCAUUUCAUUCAACAGGCUCACGAACUUGAUUGUAAGAGAAAACCGCUAAACUGCCCAAAAAACUGCGGCGCUGUCGUCCCGCAAGAAGAGGUAACGCCGAGUUCAAUAGUUCACUUUUAGAAAACAAUAACGAGUAGACUAAUAGGCCCUCUGCAACUAGCAGUGGGAGAUCCCCCCCUUAUUUUUAGACCAAACUGAGGCCUGAAGGGCCGAAAAAAAAAUUUUAGACACCGGGCUCCCCCCCUUAUCUCAGGGUCUGGAUGACCGGGCCCCCCGCCUUAUCUGAAGGUCUGGAUCUGCCAUUGACUAGUCCUUUACGUGGUGAGAGCAAGGGACGAACUGGAAAGAGACAAACAAAGAGCUCUUAUCAUUUAAAAUGGUAAUCAGUUCUUUGUUUGCCUUGUCACAGUGCGUGUCUUGCUCUCUAGCUAGUAGGCCGGUUUUGUACCUCGUGAAGGGCCCAUGGUUUUUGUAGAAACCAACACUUUCGGCGUUAUUUCAAGUUUUGGCGGAAAUGUGUGUAACGAGCAAACAAGUUACUUACUUGUAACAAAUAAACAAGUAAAUUUUUGUACGUGCCAUUAAAAUAUUCAUUGGACCCAUUUUGGGCUACUUCGGUUGUUCGUGGUCUAGUAUUGUUUUGAUUAGUUUAUCUACUUCUUCUUCAAAUACGAUUUGCCAUUGUUUCGCUUUUUGUCGAAAACGAUGGCACACUACUCAAUCUCUGUAACACAAUAGGUUAGUGAGUUACAAUGAGAUUGCAGGAUUCUUGAAAUCAUACCAGUUAAUUUCGACAGUUUGUUUGGCGAGAUGCUCAUGAAAUUACCUCAAAUGCAACAACACAGGCAUACCAAUUUUGGAAUGUUACUUGUAUUUUGAAGAGGUUUUUUGUUGCGAGGCAGAAGAAGGCUUUUUCCCACCCGCUUUCCCAGGACUUUAUUCCUCAUCAUGUCAUUUCACUCAUCCUCAGUGGUAUGGAAUAUGAUACUUUUCCUUUUCAUUACAGCUAUUAACGCACGAUGAAAAAGACUGUCCGCUGACCAUAACGCCAUGUCCGUAUGCUCAAAUGGGGUGUACGACAAAGGUAAGUUAACCGUCAUUCAGAAUAGAACAAUUUCCUUGAUAAAUUUUCAUUUGAAGUGUAAAAAAUGUAUGGGGUUUUUUCUUUCUUUUUCUCCAUCGUUUUUUUAAGCCAGUGCGUUGAUCUUGACUUAUAAUUUAGGAUAUGUCAAUAAUAACGAAUAAUGGCAUGAACCCAUUAACUCAAUUUUGAAGACCUGCACUUUUCAACCUCUACUGACGACUUUUUCCAAAUUAUUAUUGCGGCUUUGCUGUAGCUUAUCUCUCGUUGUCAUUUCAUAAGUUAUUUAAAUGAACCUCUCAGUUCGCCCGGACUUUUUCGACGCUUCGGUUGGCCAAUGAGAGUAAUUAGGAUUUAGAUUUUAUAUUUUAACCUAGUCAUUUCUUUCACGUACAAUAUUUCUUAAUCAAACAAAAGUGGACUUAACUGGUGUCACUUGAGGGAAAUUAGUUACGCAGACAGGAAGGGCGUAUAGUAUCCUUUAGCACAAAAGUCUUUUUUAUUGCAGGUUCAACGGAAAGAGAUUGAAAACCAUCUUCAGGAAGCUGUACGACCACAUGUUGACUUGGCUUUUGCAAAACUAACUAGCACACAAGAGGAGUUGCAAAGGUCCCAGGAUUUAACAAGUAAACUUAACGAGAAGUUCAAUGCACUAGAAAGGCAAUUUAAAGAGAAGCAAGGUACUCGUCAUAGUCUGUUAAGUGAUGACCAUAGCGAAAAGGUCAAUGCACUUGAAAAAGAAGUAAGAACUUUAAAAAAAAAAGCAAUAGAGCUGCAAAAUAGGGUGGAAACACUGGAGAUGAUUGUUAAGGACGACUCUAAGAAAGGCGAUUCAAUGGAGAAAAACCUUCGCCUGCUUCAGACACCUUCAAAUCAAAUGCGUAAGAUCGAGCAAAAAGAAAGAAGAUGCAUGUCUAAGGAGUUUGCCAUACUGCCAAGAGAGGAAAUUUGCUCCGACAUUGACCCUCGUUUUUGGACAAAAGAGUGGAAGAUUCAAGGCUUCAGAGGAUUUCUUAAACGGGCCGAAGAAGAGGGACACGAGAUACAGAGUAAUCCGUUCUUCUUGGGUGAAAAGGGUUAUAAAGUUAAAUUGGGCCUAGGUAUUUCAGGUUCUAACCUCAGCAUCCACUUUGUAAUAAUGAAAAGUGAAAACGACGUCAUAUUACCAUGGCCUUUUUCUAAGCGGGUUAGUUAUGAAGUGAUUGAUCAACAGAAAAAUCCACGAGCAUGUAUGCAUUGGACUGAAAAAUGUAACCCUUUUCAUGCAGACGACAGGUGGGAGAAAAGUUUUCUGCGGCCUAAACUGGAAGAGAAUCCUCGAUGGACCAACCAAAUUCCUUUAUCUUGUUUAAGUGAAAGGUGUUACCUUUUGAACGACACUGUAAUUAUUAAUGUGUCAGUUAAUCGAUGA